UAUAAAAUGAAUUAUCCAAUUCAAAGCAGCACUCAAAUGUCUCACUUCAUGUCUGCGCGGCAUUUCCUCAAACACCUAACCUGCACUCAUCCACCAACCGCCACCAUCUCCCGCCGCCUCACAGGUUCACCACCGUCUGCAAUCUCAUCCCUUCCCAUUCUCUUCCACCAUCACAAAGUCAGUUACCAAUGGCUUCCACAUAUCCCAAUCAACAUUCAUGCUGCAGCUGCAAAUGCCAAGUUUUCAACAGCUUCUUCUUCUUCCCCUUCUCUACAAGACAAGUCACUGGCUUCACCUCCACCUUAUCUUUCGGUUCUGAUUCACUGUCCUAAAGAUAGUGCGGAUGUGCUUGCAGAAGCUCUUUUAUGCUUUGGUGCAACUUCUGUUAGCAUUGAUCAAGAUGAUGUGUGUCAACGUAGAGAUGAGAUUUGCAUUAGUUCCAUCUUUUCCGAAGGUGAAGAUAUAAAUGUUGGCAUUUCGCAUGCAGCUGACUCUAUUGGCUUGAAAGAGAUACCAAGAUAUGAAGUUAAAGUUAAUGAGGAAAAUUGGAUGAAGAGAGCUCAGGAAUCGUUUUGUCCAGUAGAAGUCACUAAAGACCUAUGGGUGGUACCCAAGUGGAGUGCCCCACGGCCACCGGAUGAUAAAGCGACAAAUAUAAUUCUAGAUCCUGGGCUAGCUUUUGGAACAGGGGAACAUGCCACUACCAAACUAUGUCUAUUACUCUUACAUGGUUGUGUAAAAGGAGGAGAAUACAUCCUGGACUAUGGCACAGGCACUGGAAUUCUUGCCAUUGCAGCUCUGAAGUUUGGUGCUGCCUUUGCUGUUGGAGUUGAUAUAGAUUCUGAUGCAAUUGCAUCAGCAUCUGAAAAUGCUGCCCUGAACAACAUUGAACCAGACAAAAUGCAACUGCUCCUUAUUGCUAGCGAUGCCUCUUCAUCCUUCAAGGCUGACUCGAAAUCUGGAGUUGUAGAGGGUGAAAGAACUUGUGAGAUACAAACAGUUACCGGCCAGUAUAAGUAUGAUGUGGUCAUUGCAAAUAUGCUCUUAAACCCUUUGUUAGAUCUUGCUGAUCAAAUUGUCUCUUGUGCGAAGCCUGGAGCAGUUAUUGGUCUCUCUGGCAUUUUAUCUGAACAGGUCCAGUACAUCAUACAAAGAUAUUCACCAUUCCUAGAAGGCAUAGAAGUAUCCCACAUGGAUGAAUGGGCCUGCGUGAGUGGCAAAAAGAAAUAGGAAUUUGAAUACGCGCUAACUAUAUAAGUAAUCAAUAGUUCCCAGCUAACCUCUCCUUGCAGCUUGAUGUCAGCCAUUAUAUUCUGCGUGACAGAUUCUAACAUGCUGUUCUAGACUUGGUAUGGUUAGAAACCUCUCCAAAAUUUCAUAAAGUAUUUGGUUGUAUGUGACUGCUUCUCUCAUGUUUCACAAAGCAAGCAAGAUAAGUUGGAUAAAAGUGUUAUUAGGAAUUUUAGUUGGCUACACUACAGUUAGCAAAGCCUAUAGUGUUUUGCUGCCACAAACUAGAAUUA
Lotus japonicus is the source of this 1523-nucleotide messenger RNA. RefSeq lists its product as uncharacterized. The coding region runs from base 7 to 1230 and encodes 407 amino acids. Gene Ontology annotation, biological process: peptidyl-lysine trimethylation. Gene Ontology annotation, molecular function: protein-lysine N-methyltransferase activity. Lineage: Eukaryota; Viridiplantae; Streptophyta; Magnoliopsida; Fabales; Fabaceae. The transcript is spliced from 7 exons. Gene Ontology annotation, cellular component: mitochondrion. The record is from RefSeq and is a predicted model, not a curated record.